Molecule: messenger RNA, 4666 nt
Organism: Lucilia cuprina (Australian sheep blowfly)
Lineage: Eukaryota; Metazoa; Arthropoda; Insecta; Diptera; Calliphoridae
Gene: Tsc1
Product: hamartin
Exons: 7
Coding region: 876-4592 (1238 amino acids)
Biological process (GO): negative regulation of TOR signaling; negative regulation of cell population proliferation; regulation of cell cycle
Cellular component (GO): TSC1-TSC2 complex
Source: RefSeq, a predicted model, not a curated record
GUCUUCUUUUUGCUCCUCCUCCACCAACUAACUACUACUUCUACUCUGGUAAUAUCGCUCGUUUUGGAGGAAUGUAGAAGAAAAAAAUCAUAAAUGAUACGAGAAGGUGCACGAUGAAAUGUAAAAUUUUUAAAAAAAUCUAAAAUUUUAUAUUGUUUCAAUUUCUGAACGAAAGAAAUUUGCAACAAUUCUCGCACGCACCCAAGCAAUCAACCAGAGAGCACUUAGUGACAACGACAGCAGCGAAAAAAAGGAAAGACCAAAAGAAGAUCGAUCAACCAACCACCCAAGGGAAGCAGAGGGAAAUUAUUUAUUCGGAACAAAACACAACACCACAACAGAGCAUUAGAAAGGAAGUAAUCCAAGAAAGAAAGAAGAAACUCAACUGGAGGACACGAAGAAUAAAACAAUGAAACAAGAGAAGACUAGAAGCAGAACAGAAGCAGAAAAAGACGAAGACGUAGCAGUAACUACUACUAAAUUAGAUACGACAUCCUACUCCUCCUCUUUCUUUAUCACCACUACAACGUCCCCCAUUAUUAUUAAACCGACACAUCGAACAGCAGCAAGCCGUUACCAUAACAAACAACAAUUGGAAUUGGUGGUGCAACCGACAAAAUUCUCUUACCACAACUACAAAAGUCCCCGAAAAACCCAACAAUAUAAACUUGCCAUUCUGACGUAGAUUCCACCAUACUAAACUCUACCAAUCUAAUAAUUCUUAAGAAUAAAAAUAGAAAAGGAAGAGUGCUCCCUAGAAGAAACCACAACACAAACCACAAUAUUUUCUCCUAUUUACUACCAGCAAAAGAAAUACUUUCACUCUUUAAUUUUGUCCAGAGUAUAAAACAUACCCUAACCCUACCCAUUAGAACAUGGAUUUAGAGAAAAUUUUCAACGAUUUGGAAUCGAAUCAAAAUCAUGAAUGUGAGGAGGCCAAAAAGAAAUUAGCUGAUCAAUUUACACUGACCAAAGACCAAUGGCUGGUUCACAAUAUGAUGGAAUAUUAUUUGAAGACUGGUUCUGUUCGCAUCAUUGAGGUUUUGGUUAAGGCACAGUCUCCGCACGAUGGCUAUCUAUUUGAUCGUUUAGCUGAUUGGCUGAAAACGCCCUCACAACGCGUUCAUUCGUUAAAUUUAUUUUGUUUUGUUGUCCGUCGUCAUCCCACAUGGCUGUUUAAAGUGGAAAAACAUCGUUUGAUUAAGGACAUGUUGCAUUGGUUGAAACACUUAGAGAUUGAAAAAGAAAUUGUGCCACUGAUGAGUGCUUUAUUGGCAAUAAUAACACUUUUACCUAUAAUACCCAAUUUGGUACCAAAUUUCCUCAACGACUUAUUCGCUGUCUUCGCUCAUUUGGCGUCAUGGAAUAAUCAGCAUACGACACGUUUAUCCGAAGAUAAAUUGGUACACCUGCAGCUGGGUUUGCAAAUGUUAUUUCACCGUUUAUAUGGUAUGUUUCCAUGUAAUUUUGUGACAUUCCUAACGGAAUUCAUACGAAAAGAAAAGGGUGCCAUAUUUCAGCACACGAUUAAGCCCUUAUUAGAAACUGUGCGUCUACAUCCUAUGUUAGUGACGGCGACGGUAGAGACUGAAAUGAAUUCGGAAAGAUGGAAAGAUAUACAGCCGCACGACGUAGUUGUUGAUUGUAUGUGUUUGUCAUUACCCAUGAAAUAUCAAGAUACCACGGAUGUUGGUGGUGCAGGUAUUUCGGCAUCUAGAUCUAGUGCUAUACUAGCGGCCGCAGCAACGACUACAACAACAACGACCACAUUUUAUCAGUUUAUCAGUAGAGAACCACAACAGCAGAGAUUAGCAGGUGUUUCUGCUGGUUGUCUACAACAUAGUGGUAGCGGUGGUGUUGGUGGCAUUGGCAGCAACUCAGGCAUAUGGAGUCCUUAUCAUGAAAUAAUGAAUACAAGUCAUACCCCUCUAACACCCACACCGACACCAUAUAUGAUGCCUUUACCCACAUCAUCCGCAGCUUCAGCCCUUACUCAAGGUACUCUAGGGGUAAGUGGUUGUUCACCGCCUGAAGCGGCUGUAGAAGCUACACCAGAAACUACUCCCUUAAAAGAUAAUCGUGACCUGAAGAGGCCUUCACUGGGCGGAGCUUCUGGCAUAGCAAAUCCUUUAGCCGUGAGAGAUAUAUUUGCCUCUAGUCAACCUUCAUCACCGCAUAGAGGAAAAGAUACACUACACGGUCACCAUUCACACAAUUACCAGCAGCAGCAACAUUUUAAUUUUCCCGAUAUCCCAUCAUCAGUGGGCGGUACAAAUAGCACUUAUGUAGAACAGGAGUUAAAUACCCGCUUGGUGACCAGAGCCAACACUAACUAUGAUCGCAAGAUUCAGCAGAUUUUACAAGAUCGUCGCCAAACCCAAAGUCCAUUUCAAACGAUUGAAGCUCAGUCCGCAAAAAUGGGCUUUCAAACGCCAAGUGAUAUGUGUCGUACACCUGAUGUUGAAAUAACCAGCAGCAGCAGCUAUGCUACAAUGGGAGUUUAUGGUAGAUAUCCUCAUUUUAAUUCCAUAACACCCUUAUCAGCUUUAACAGCAACCCCCACACCGACACCAGGUUCCACACCUCUACCCCUACAAACGAUGAGCACACCCAUGGAAAUACCCAUAACCAAAGUAUGCGAUCAAUGUAAUGAAACUGAUCAAACCAUGUGCACCGAAGGUGGCCUACAAAUGCCAACCAGUCGUUCAAUGCAACUGUUGGCUAAAGGCAUCAAGAGACGCAAUCGCAAUACCAGUUACUGUUACAACGAGAAAAGUUGUGAAAAAGUAGGUGUCAAUGGCAACUCCUGUUCGGUGGAAUCAACGUACUCCAGCCAACACAAAGUUAGACGUACAAAAUCUUUGUCCUCCCUCUAUUUAGUCUCUUCAAAGAUUUCACAGACAUCUGCUGAUAAUUCUGACACCAACGAAGAGGAUUCAGCCGCCACCAAUGAGAGACCAUUACAAAAAUGCCCCAAAAUGUUGGCCAUAGCAUCGGUUUUGAAGAACUCCAGCCACCAUCAAGUGAAGACAUUAAUGGAGGACAAAUCGGUGCAGACUUUGGAAGCAGUGCCUGUACAGAAUCAUGAAAAUUCACUACUACAAAUGCUAAUAGAAAGCAAAGAAUGCCGAGCGGCUUAUGAGGAGAAUCGUCAAACGCCGAAUGAGAUUUUAGAACAAUUCAUAGCAAGAGGUCUGCGUAACAAUGGUAUGGAAAGAUUCGAUCAGGAACAAUUUCAAUUGAUAUGUUUGCAACUGCAAUACGAACGCUACCGACGCGAAAUACAUGCAGAACGUAAUCGUCGUCUAAUGGGUCGAUCUCGCGAUAAAAGAAGUCUCGAAAUGGAACGUGAUCGUUUAAAGGAACAACUAAAAGAUUUCGAAAUGAAAAACAAAGAGUUGAGUUUGCAAUUAGACAAGACCAAGAAAGCAACUAAUGAACGAGAAUGUGAAUAUCAAGAGGAACUUGAAGCCUUAAAAGAAAAAUAUCAAAAUGAAUUGGAACAGAACCGCUGUUUGCGUCAGGCCAAUGAAAAUUUAGAAACAAAACUAAAAGAAGAGUUAAGCCAACGCAAGGAUAUCAACUAUGAGUUGGAGGCAUUGCGUGGACAAGUCUUUAGUUUGACAACAGAACUACAACAUGCCCAACAACAGGCCGACAUGGGUUUACAGUGUCGCCAAGAAUUGGGUCGUUUAGAAGCGGAUUUUAUAGUAAUGGGAGAAGUGCAGAUUAAAUGCCGCGAUAAACUGGCCGAAAUGGAUAACUAUCGGGCCAGAGAUGAAGAGUUGCAUGUGUUGCAGGAAGCAUAUAAUAUAGAGUUGAAAGAUCUUAAACACAGUUUAGAUGACAAAUCAUCACAGUUGGAAAGUGCCCGUCAUAAAAUACAGGAAUUGCAGGCACAAUUACAAAAUAACGAAAAAGUGAUAACCGAGCAGAAACGUCUAUUUAAGGCUGUUAAAGAUGAAUACGAAGAGAAAUUUAAGUCAUUAAAUAAAAAAUAUGAAGUGCAAAAAUCUAUAAUAAUGCAAAUGGAGGAGAAAUUUAUGAUGUCUCUACACAAACCAAUGGCAGUGACACAAGGUAAUGCCUGCUGUUCUCCAGAUACAGAUAAAACAGAUGUAGCCUCAUCCGUGGAACGUAACUCUCCGCUUUCAACGUCGUUGGCAUCGAGUGAAAGUCUUUCGACCAGCUUAAGAUCAUCAGAAUUAAGAAAUUUGCAACAACUUGUGGAGAAUCCUAUAACGGAAAUAGGGACAACAUCAACGACAAUAACGGGUGGCAUUAAUAUAACCGAUGGUCAACGCAUAACACCACAAACUUUAGAUUUGGCUUCUUCGGCAAAUACAGCCACAAAUGUGUUACAUUUGAUAAAGGAACAAAAAGAAUUAAAUUCUCCUGAAGCUGGUGGCACCACUUUGAAAACUGUUAAGAACGUUAGUAGCAGUCACAUCAACUCUAAUCCUAGCAAUAGCGGUAAAACUACCACAACGCACAUGCAUACAACAUUACAAGCAUCUACUUCAAAAUCCCUUAAUCACACAACUACAGCAACAACAGAUCAACUGACAUCAUCUUCCCAACAACGUCGUUGAUGUUUUACAAAUUAAAUAAAAUAAUUUUCUUAAUGGAUAUAACUAAUAAAAAUAAAAUAUAUAUUAAAAAAAAA